AGCAUUAUAAAGCUGUAGGAAUAUACAGGGCCUUAACAUUGAACAUGAUGAAAAUGGACUUGAUGCUGUUUCUAACACUGCUACUCUUAGUGCCUUUAAGUACAGGGUUAAAGGUGCUGUUGAUGCCAGUACCUGGAGUAUACAGUCACCUUGUAUACUUCACUGCAGUGGGAGAGGAGCUCCUUCAACAGGGACACAAGGUUGGGAUUAUGGUGACACCAGACUUACAAGGCAAACUCCCUACCAGUUUCAAGAAUGCAAAUGUUCAAAUUCAUCUUAUCAACACCAACAAAUCUGAAGAUGAAAUAUCAGGCCUGGUAUUAAAAAUGGCGAAUGACCAAUUUAAAAGAGCCAGUCUGUUUGAUGUGAUACCAUCCAUGAGGCGAAUUGUCGAUGUGAUUAAUGAUGCUGUAAUAGCUUUUCUAGAUGAUAAAAAGGCAAUGAACUCCCUGAGGGCGGGCCACUAUGAUAUAGCCAUUGUGGAUGGUUUUUUCAUGUCAGGGUCUCCAUUUAUUAUACCCUAUGCAUUGGAUAUUCCUUUCUGCUCUUUGAGCUCUAUGUACCAUGGAACCCUAAUGGGUAUUCCAGCACUACCUUCUUUUGUACCAAGUAAAGGUGCAUUAUACACAGACAAAAUGACAUUCUUACAACGUGUAUCAAGCUUUUUUGGGACAAUCAUUUUUGAUAGAAUUAUGUCAAAAGUGAUUUUGGGGGAAGCUGGUGGUGAUUCACUAGUGAGAAAAUAUGCCCCAAAUAAACCGGUGAUGAAUAUCUAUCCUGAAUUAAAGCAACAAUCGCUGAUAUGGUUGAUUCAACAAGACAGUUUGCUGGAAUUUCAAUGUCCGGUGAUGGAUAAUGUUAUCAUGGUUGGUGGUUUAUCGGUUUAUCCACCACAAGCUUUAUCCACAGAGUUGGAGGAGUUCAUUUCCAAAGCAACACAUGGUGUUAUCAUUGUGUCCUUUGGAUCACUUUUAACUACACUGGAUGCAACCAUAACUGAUAAACUAAUUACUGCUUUUAAAGGCUUAAAACAAAGCGUGAUAUGGAAAUUUACAGGGAAUAAAGAAGAUCUACCACCCCAUAUUAAGCUGUUGAAGUGGUUACCCCAGAAUGAUCUUUUAGCACGCCCCGAAGUGAAAUUAUUCAUCACCCAUUGUGGCAAUAACGGACAAUUUGAGGCUCUACACUAUGGAGUGCCCAUGCUAGGGUUGCCCACCACAGCUGACCAGCCCCAUAACGCAGUCAGGAUGCAACACAAAGGAUAUGGCAUAGCAAUGAACAUGCUCGACUUUACAGCUGAAGAUCUAUCACGUAACAUUAAUGAAAUCCUCACUAACAGCACAUACAAAGAAAAUAUCCAGAAAGCAUCAAUGAUUCUACGAUCAAAAGGAAGUCCUAGAAAAAGAGCAGUGGAGGCUAUUACCCAUGUGGCAAAGUUCGGUGGGGAUCACUUAAGACCUAGUUCUCUUGGGAUGCCUUUCUGGAAACUCUGGAUGCUUGAUAUCUAUGUUUUUCUUACUAUAGUUGUGAUUAUAUUAAUACUUUUGUUGAAGUUUCUGUUAAAAUGUGCAUUCAAAAUGGCUGGUAGAAUGUACCAAUCAAAAAUAAAAGUGGACUAAAUAUUUGAAGAAAUCGAUGAUGCAGAAGAAAUAUUUUAACAUAAAGAAACCUCUAUUGCACAAUAUGACACAUUUAAAACUAAUACAAAUUAAGAGAACAAAACUUUAUUGUAUAUAGGAGGGGUGACAUUCUAUGCUGCACAUACUGGGAGAAUUUCAUUAGAAUUCAGUAAAACCUGUCUGAGUGAA
This is a messenger RNA of Owenia fusiformis, 1808 nucleotides long. The record is from the annotation of a GenBank genome assembly. Lineage: Eukaryota; Metazoa; Annelida; Polychaeta; Sabellida; Oweniidae.